GUCGAAGAGAGGAGGAUGGCAGCCCGAGCGCACAUCGCCAGCCUGUUGCUACUGGUCUUGCUGCAGUGGUCGUCGGUGGAUGGCCAGUGCGGCGGAGACUUCACGGAGCCCACGGGAAUCUUCUCAUCGCCCAAUUACCCCAGUAACUAUACCAACAAUGUCAACUGCUCGUAUACCAUCGAAGUGGCACCGGGGCACGGGAUUCGACUCUUGCUGGUCGAUUUCGUUCUUGAGAACUGCUGCACUUGCGACAAGGUCACCGUGUAUCAUCCUUCCACGGGGGUGACGGAUACCUUAUGCGAACCUGCGGAAAGCUUCGAGAUACUCGAGCAGUCCCCUUCCCUCCUGGUCACAUUCCGGACUGAUCACUCCGUCGUCUUCAGGGGAUUCCUCGCCGAGUACGAGUCCUUUCCCAUUCUGCCCGAAGAAUGCGGAGAAGCGUGGCUGGAGUUCAACGGAGCGUGUUAUAAAUUCAUAAACGAGCCGAGGACGGCGCUGGGGGCUCAGUUGGAGUGCGAGAGCCUUGGGGCGAACCUCACCAGCAUUCACGGAGACGACGAAAACCUUUUCAUCGGGGUACACGCUCCAUCGUCGCCGCUGUGGAUCGGGCUUCAAAGACAAGGCUCGGAUUGGGAAUGGACGGACGGCAGCCCCUUCGACUACGGAAAGUUCAACCCAAAUUUCCUGUCCCAAGACGGAUUCGCUUACAUGUGGAUGGACCAGUGGGGGAACGACGACUGCACGGAGGCGAAGGCCUUCGUCUGCCGCCUUCGCAGCACCGACUGCCCGACAUCCUCGUGGAUUCAGGAAGGCCCCGAUUGCUACCUCGUCGUCGACGUGCCCAUGUCGUUCGAUGCCGCUGUUCAAUUUUGCCAAGAUGCGAUCCGUCCGUCGACGCUUUUCACGCUGCCGGCUGACGUGGAUUACAACGACGUCGUCGCGUUUGUCUUCAACGGCCCGGAGAGACAGGAAAGCACGGAGUUCUGGAUCGGCUACGAAAGAGACGUCUCCUCGGACUGGAACUGGAUCGACGGUUCGUCGUCCGCCGAGGAAUUUUGGUUCCCUGGCUUUCCCGAUGCGAAUCUGGGGAGAUGCGCCUACGUCUUCCUCAAUGCCUGGGACGAUUUCCCCCCGAAUCACGCUUUUCCUUUCGCAUGCAAGAAAGGCCUUUCGAAAGAGAGGGAAUUGCGCCUAUGGCUUGGUUCAGCAUCUCAUUCGACGCCGCUGGAUUCUAAUCCAGCGAAUUUCUUCGGGUAUCAGUUCGGCAUCGUAUCAUACUCGUAUCAUAUGAUACGAAAAUACAAGCAGCAACUGGGCCUCAAGGAAUCCCUCUUUGCCAAGGAACGGAAAAAGCAUUCAAAGAACGGACCUGGUGCAGCGUUUCGUGAGGCUGUGCUUGGACCCAAGACGGCCAAGGACCAUUUGGAGCACUACAACUCACCUGCAGAGGAAGUGUGUCGGGGAAAAGAGGCAGCGCAGCCGCGACUCCUCGCGGUGGAAAACUCAACUGAAGAUUCGGAACGAGCACUUGGGUUGGCAAGAGGCAGCAUUCCUCUGGAAAAAAAAAAGAAGAAAAUACGUCAGGGAAAGACCAGGACGGCACAGCACGCUGAAGAGAUCCGCUCCGCUUCAUCAUGCGGGUAUACUACGCGUGGAAUUGAAACGUUCCUAUCCAGCGGGUCGGAUGGAGGAGAGGGGGCGGGGAGGGGCGGGGAGGGGAGAGACCCGCCACCUCCUGCGUGA
Darwinula stevensoni is the source of this 1743-nucleotide messenger RNA. The record is from the annotation of a GenBank genome assembly. Lineage: Eukaryota; Metazoa; Arthropoda; Ostracoda; Podocopida; Darwinulidae.